Messenger RNA from Ipomoea nil (Japanese morning glory), 837 nucleotides. Its product is annotated as protein C2-DOMAIN ABA-RELATED 4-like. Bases 146 to 667 code for a protein of 173 amino acids. The transcript is spliced from 3 exons. Lineage: Eukaryota; Viridiplantae; Streptophyta; Magnoliopsida; Solanales; Convolvulaceae. The record is from RefSeq and is a predicted model, not a curated record.
CGUUAACAUCGUAUAACGUUAAUAAUAAUGAUCACAGCUUACAAGUUACAACCCUAUAUCCCUCUCUCUCUCUCUCUCUCUCUCUAAGGCGGUCACCUUGCAUUUGCGACACACACCAGACUACAAUCAACAUUUACUGGCAAAUAUGAAGGGAAGAAGUGGUGUUUCCAUGGAGAGCUUGCUGGGACUUCUCAGAAUCCGCAUAUACAGAGGCGUCAACCUGGCGAUUCGAGAUGUCCUAAGUAGCGAUCCGUACGUUAUUGUUCGCAUGGGCAAACAGAAACUGAAGACCAGCGUGGUGAAGAGGAAUGUUAAUCCUGAAUGGAAUGAAGACUUAACGUUGUCUAUUUCUGACCCAAAUCUUCCUAUCACGCUGCAAGUGUAUGACAAGGAUAGAUUCAGUUUCGAUGACAAAAUGGGCGAUGCAGAGUUCGACAUCGUGACAUUUGUAGAAGCCGUAAGGAUGCACUUCCAGAACAUCCCUAGCGGAACUAUCAUCACCAAGAUCAAACCGAGCCGGGUGAACUGCCUGGCCGAAGAAAGCAGUAUCGUCUGGGAAGAUGGCAAGGUAGUCCAGAACAUGGUUCUGAGGUUACGAAACGUCGAGUGUGGCGAACUGGAGCUCCAGUUGCAGUGGAUAGACAUUCCAGGUUCCAGAGGGCUGUAGCUUAUAUAAGGAAUGGCUAUGAUAUAUACUGUAUAAGUAUAACACAGGUGCAAGAUGAUGAUGCUGUACAUAAUGGUUCUUAGUAUUAGUAUACUUUCCUAUGACUAUUUAUGUAUGGACCAUAAGACUCUCGAUGAUAAAUAUAAGACAAAUGAUUAAUGUUGUACUCA